AUGACCAACUACUGGGGACGUAAAGUUAUCAAGAGGAUGCAAAACGCAAAUCUCGCAACAAAUAUGCAAAGAUUGCUUGCCGACACGCCUGACUGGUCAUGUUUUCAUUAUGCUAGGCAAUAUCGUGAAGAAUGUGGUAAUUACAACAGGCUGACGGGAGGGGAGUAUAUUCACAGCAUAUGCUCCGGAUUGGAAGAAAAGAUCCGCAAUUGUCAGCGUAUUCUAGCAAAAGAAAUCGAAAAUUGUAAACCAUACGCCGAAGAUGAAACAAUGGAAGUUGAAAACAGGCAACCGUGGCUUGAGGAUAUCACCGAUGAUGGACUGGCGUUCGAGCCACUGGCCUCAGCGGUAACGCUAUGCGACCUACGCAUCGGAGGGAAAUCAAUCUUCCAGGAAACACUCGAGAACCUUUGGGAGAGUGGAAUAACUAGAGUCACCCUAGUAACGGAAAAAAAUAAAGUCGCAAAGUAUAAAAAGUAUCAAAAACAAUACAACUUUGGACGCCGACAGGGACACAUCGAUGUAACAAUACUCGGACUUAACGUUGACAAGAUUCUACCCGGAAAUGUUCUGAGAGAAUUGACGGUAGUCUUAGAUGGAAUAGAUCAGUUCCUUUUGCUAUUCUGGGACACACUCAUUACCGUACCACUCUCUGAUGCGUUGGAACUGCAUAAAAGCAGACGCUCAGCAUCUCAAAAGUACGCAAUGAGCCUAAUUUGCUUCGAAGAUGAUAGUGAAAGAAAGCUUAGCAAACCCAGUGAUGACUGUAUAUUCCUUCUCAACGAUAAGUCAGAAAUUUUGGCAUACUCUCCUGGGGAGGAUAAACUACGGGUAGAUGUGGAUUUGGUACAGAAUUUAAAGAGAGGUGACGUAAUGAACGUUAGAUAUGACCUUUGCGAAACUGGAAUAUACAUAUGUAACAAACAGGUAGCAGAACAUUUUACAAACUGGUACGAACAUACGGAAUUAGCUGAUUAUAUAAACGAUUGUCUCACAAGGGAGUUCAAAACUGAUGAGGUCUACUUGACAAUAAUUAAACCAGAUAUUAUGUUCCCCAAUUACCCACCAGCUAUCAGAAUCAUGACACCGAAGGACUACCAUACUGUGUUUAUGGAAUACAUACAACGAUUCCAACAGGAUGAAAACCCAACGAACAAACACUCCAUUGCAUACGAUCCCAUAUAUGGGCCAAUGGUAAACGAUCGUGCAAUAUUUUGCAACAAAAGCGCGGUAGUACCACCACUCGGAGGCAACCAGGAUAUGCUCAAGGCUGUCUCAAACAGUAUCAUUGGAAAGGGUAUUAAAAUAGGAGAACAAUCGAAAAUAGAUCGCUGCGUUAUUUACGAUGACGUUAACAUUGGAAGCAACUGUCUCAUACAAGACUCCAUCAUCAUGAACGGGGUGACGAUUGAAGAUGGAAUAGUUAUACCACCAGGCUCCAUAAUAUGCUCGGAUGUCACAGUCACACAGCAAAUAGCACAGAAGUUGAAAUUACCCUUCAGGCUAUCAAAAAUGCAAACAAAAUAUAUAGACCUGACUGUAGAUGAUCUGAAUCAACAUACCAUCGAAGACGGGGACGUUCACGUCUGGCCAAUCACGGCCUUCGGUGACAUAGAGAGUACGUAUAUCGGAAAGUCAUUCUUUGAUGUAGUAAAAAUCAAGAUACCGUCGCUGUCUUCCACGGAUUCGGGGAGCGAAUAUGAAGGCGCGGAAUACGAGUUGGAAGAUAUUGAUUACGCCGAUGGCACAUCGUCCGACAGUGCCGACGGAUCGGAAUUUGAACGACUAGGUGAUGGAAUUAACGAUGAUAGAGACGUUAUGGACGAAGAGAUUGCAGCAGAACUUAAAACGCUGGUCAUUGAAUGCCUACAAACACCUGCACAACUACAAAACAAAAUUCUGGAAAUCAAGAGUCUCAAAAUUAGCCACAACCUGCAAAAAGAAAAUAUGGUCAAGGUAGCUUUCAGAGAUGCCUUGAAGUGGAUUAUUGAAGUGGCACACGAUGAGGAUGAACUGCAAGAAAUCAUGGAAAAAGCACAGCUUAAAGAGUUUCUGGAAUCAUUCGAACACCAAAUUGUCGAACAAAACUACUACACAGGUAUUCUAGAGGCGUGUACAGAAAUGUGCAAAGAUAUAGAGUACUUUUCGUUCCUAUGCGAAGCGCUCUACCACGCCGAUAUCAUGGAAUUCGACGAACUACAUGACUGGCUUAUGGAAGACACGAUGAAGAUCGAAGAACUUUACAGGAUGCUCCAGCGCUUAGGCGUCCGGUAUACGGAAUACAAGCAUCAACCCAUGAUGGCGGUAAAACAAAGCCUUGAAGACCCAAUAUUUCAGGGAAAGUAUGAGAUUAUCGUUAAAAAUCUGUGGCUGAGAGAUGAAGUGAAGAAAUAUUACCUCUUAGUCGCACUUCACGACACCAAGGUAGACUUCAAGUUCUUAAGCAAACAAGUACAUGUCAAGCAAUUGAGAAUGGGUCCAGAAGAAUGCAUGGAAGAAAUAGUAGGAAUGAAACGUGGACACCUCAAUCCCUUUGCUGUAGUCAACGACAAAAAAAAUGAAGUAAAAGUGUUGCUAGAUGAAAGAAUUAAGGAGAAACAGGAAAUUAUGGCACACGCAUUACACAAUACCACUAGCAUAUGUAUAUCCACAGAAGAUCUUGUGAGAUUUCUAAAAGAAAACAAUCAUGAACCUACAUUUGUUGCAACACAAGGUGAAGAUAGUGAAAAGGAAGUGGCAAAAACCGAACAAACGGAUGGACCAGCAGCGGAACAACCAGCACCCGCCUGCGUGGAUAAGGAAGGACACAUUCUAGGAAUAACGGUUAAAAAGGACGUUAAUUUCCCAGAAUGGUACAUUCAAGCGAUUGUAAGGGGUGGAAUGGUAGAAUACUAUGACAUAUCUGGGUGUUACAUAUAUCUACCGAGCAGUUACUUCAUAUGGGAAGUCUUCCAGCAGUGGUUCAAUGAGGGUAUUAAGAAGGAAGGUGUGGAAAACUGCUACUUCCCUAUGUUCGUAUCGAAACAAAAGCUGGAAACGGAAAAGAAUCAUAUUGAAGGGUUCAGCCCGGAAGUGGCCUGGGUCACCAAGUAUGGUGACUCAGAUUUUGUGGAACCAAUUGCCAUCAGACCUACCAGUGAAACCAUAAUGUAUCCAGAGUACGCAAAAUGGAUCAGGUCACACAGAGAUCUGCCUCUCAAACUGAAUCAAUGGUGUUCAGUGGUCAGGUGGGAGUUCAAGCAACCAACCCCUUUUCUCAGAACCCGAGAAUUCCUAUGGCAAGAAGGACACACAGCACACAGAAGUGAAGAAGAAGCUAUGGAGACUGUACUUACUAUCUUGAAGCUUUACCAGAGGUUUUACGAGGAAUACUUAGCAGUACCCGUCAUACCUGGAGAAAAGAGCAUAGAGGAGAGAUUCGCCGGUGGAAAAAACACAACGACCAUAGAAGCUUAUAUACCAGGUAGCGGCAGAGGAAUCCAAGCUGCAACGUCACACCUGCUUGGUACAAACUUCGCCAAGAUGUUUGGCAUAUUAUUUGAAGAUGAAAGCGGAACCAAACAAUUGGUACACCAAACAAGUUGGGGAUUUACUACAAGGAGUAUUGGUGUAGCCGUGAUGAUACAUGGCGAUGACAAGGGGCUGGUUAUGCCCCCAAAGGUUGCCAAGUUACAGGUGGUCGUCGUGCCCAUUAUCGCCAAAAAGGAUAUGCAAAAUGUAAUAAUGGAUGCCGCAAAUGACGUUUACAGCAGGUUGAAAAAGGCAGGUAUCAGGAUACACCUCGACGACCGUACGGGGUACACGCCAGGCUUCAAGUUCAACCACUGGGAACUUAGAGGGGUGCCAAUCAGGAUAGAGAUUGGAGCUAGGGACGUCCAGUCCCAAAGCUGCAGGGUGUGUUACAGGUUCAAUGGACACAAAGCUGACUUCAAGCUCGAUAAUCUCGAACACAGUAUCAGCGAGGCCUUGGACGAAAUACAAAAGAAGAUGUACGAAAAGGCCAAGAAACAAAUGGACGAAUCAGUGGCCAGGGUAAUGGAUUUCGAAGGGGUAAUGCCAGCACUGAAUGACCAGAAACUAGUACUGGUGCCAUGGUGCGAGGAUCCAGAAACCGAGGCACAAAUCAAGGCAGAGACUCAGAGGUUGUCACAGGAGAACAGCGACGGCAAGACGGGUGGCAUGAAAUGCCUUUGCCUGCCAUUCGAACAACCAGAAAUGCCACAUGGUACGAAGUGCUUCUGGACUGGGAGACCUGCCACUAGAUGGGCACUAUUCGGGCGCAGUUACUGA
Messenger RNA from Babesia sp. Xinjiang, 4290 nucleotides. RefSeq names its product Proline--tRNA ligase (gene proRS). The coding region runs from base 1 to 4290 and encodes 1429 amino acids. NCBI's taxonomy places the organism in Eukaryota, Apicomplexa, Aconoidasida, Piroplasmida, Babesiidae. Gene Ontology annotation, cellular component: aminoacyl-tRNA synthetase multienzyme complex; cytoplasm. The record is from RefSeq and is a predicted model, not a curated record. The transcript is spliced from 11 exons. Gene Ontology annotation, biological process: prolyl-tRNA aminoacylation. Gene Ontology annotation, molecular function: aminoacyl-tRNA deacylase activity; proline-tRNA ligase activity; ATP binding.